Molecule: messenger RNA, 1518 nt
Organism: Mesitornis unicolor (brown roatelo)
Lineage: Eukaryota; Metazoa; Chordata; Aves; Mesitornithiformes; Mesitornithidae
Gene: STIM1
Product: stromal interaction molecule 1
Exons: 8
Biological process (GO): activation of store-operated calcium channel activity; intracellular calcium ion homeostasis; store-operated calcium entry
Cellular component (GO): plasma membrane; endoplasmic reticulum
Molecular function (GO): calcium ion binding; calcium channel regulator activity
Source: RefSeq, a predicted model, not a curated record
GAUUCCUCGCAGAACCGCGAGGACGCGGGCGCUGGGUGCAGCGGGGUGCGGAGCCCAGUUCUGACUCGCCACAACCACCUGAAGGACUUCAUGCUGGUGGUGUCCAUCGUCAUCGGCGUGGGGGGCUGCUGGUUCGCCUACAUCCAGAAUCGCUACUCAAAGGAGCACAUGAAGAAGAUGAUGAAAGACCUCGAGGGGCUCCACAGAGCUGAGCAGUCGCUCCAUGACCUUCAAGAACGGCUGCAGAAGGCGCAGGAGGAGCAUCGCUCCGUGGAGGUGGAGAAGGUGCACCUGGAGAAGAAGCUGCAGGACGAGAUCAGCAUCGCCAAGCAGGAGGCGCACCGGCUGCGCGAGCUGCGCGAGGGCACCGAGAACGAGCUGAGCCGGCAGAAGUAUGCGGAGCAGGAGCUGGAGCAGGUUCGGAUGGCCCUGAAGAACGCGGAGAAGGAGCUGGAGUCGCACUGCAGCUGGGCUGCGCCCGAGGCCCUGCAGAAGUGGCUGCAGCUGACGCACGAGGUGGAGGUCCAGUACUACAACAUCAAGAAACAGAACGCGGAGAAGCAGCUGCUGGUGGCCAAGGAAGGGGCUGAAAAAAUUAAGAAGAAGAGAAACACCCUGUUUGGGACGUUUCACGUUGCUCACAGCUCCUCUCUAGAUGAUGUCGACCAUAAAAUCCUAACUGCAAAGCAAGCGCUGAGCGAGGUGACGGCCGCGCUGCGGGAGCGCCUGCAUCGCUGGCAGCAAAUCGAGCUCCUCUGCGGCUUCCAGAUCGUCAACAACCCCGGCAUCCACACCCUGGCGUCGGCCCUGAACAUCGACCCGGGCUGGAUGGGCACCCCGCGGCCCAACCCCUCGCACUUCAUCAUGACCGACGACGUGGACGACCUGGACGAGGAGAUCGUGUCGCCCAUGUCCAUCCAAUCUCCCGCCUUGCCCGGCACAGUUCGACAGCGCCUGGUGGACCCGCAGCACGGCCACGGAUCUCAGAGGUUGGUAGAGAGUUACGCGCCGGGCCAGACUGAGUCGGGCCAAGCUGCCCACUACCGGGCGGGCAGAGUCUCCCUCCGUCGAAUGCACAGCCUCUCCGGACAGUCGUUCAGUUCCGAAUUUCCCGGCGCCGGCCCAUCACCUGCUGCCACCGCCACCUCUUGCUCCUCAUCCACCACCACCGCCUCUGCUCCUGCUUGCCAUGUCCACCCUGUCUAUCACCAUCACACCACCUCUUAUUUCCUCCAGACGGACUCCACCCCCGAUCUGCCCCCUCCUGAUGUCACCUCUGGAGCUCGCUGUCGCGCUGAGAGCUUUGGGUCGGAGGCUGCGCGAGGCUGCGCCCGCUCGGGUGUGAGAUUUAAGCCCCGCUGGGUGCGAGGGGACGCGUGGGUCGCGUGGUCUCUGGUCCGGGGCAUCGCGGGCGCUGGGUGUGAGGGGACGGUGGCCGGGCGGCUGCGACAGACGUCAGAGCCUCCCCUGCCGCUGUGCUGGGGAGCUGUGGCCGUGCCCACGCUGGCUCAUCUCGCU